AUUUACAGCCUUGCGCUCGUUUCUCCAUUUUCUCUUGAUCUUCUUGGCAGUCAAGUCGCGACCAUGCCUGACCCCGCCAAGUCUGCCCCGGCCCCGAAGAAGGGCUCCAAGAAGGCGGUGACCAAGGCGCAGAAGAAGGACGGCAAGAAGCGCAAGCGCAGCCGCAAGGAGAGCUACUCCGUGUACGUGUACAAGGUGCUGAAGCAGGUCCACCCUGACACUGGCAUCUCGUCCAAGGCCAUGGGCAUCAUGAACUCGUUUGUCAACGAUAUCUUUGAGCGCAUCGCGGGUGAGGCGUCUCGCCUGGCGCAUUACAACAAGCGCUCGACGAUCACGUCCAGGGAGAUCCAGACGGCCGUGCGCCUGCUGCUGCCCGGGGAGCUGGCCAAGCACGCAGUGUCCGAGGGCACCAAGGCUGUUACCAAGUACACCAGCUCCAAAUGAGCCACUGUUGCAGAGCAAUCGGCCCGGCCCCAGCCACACCCCAAAGGCUCUUCUCAGAGCCACCCACUUUUCCGAAGAGAACUGGCACUCACUUUUCUUAACUGUCGAAUGAGGGAAUCUGCAGAUAAAAUUCAGGAGAGGAAGCUGGAAGAAGAUUUAGAGAGAUUGAAUUAAACCUAAACACUCUCCAGGCUCAAGAUAAAGAUUACAGAGGCUAUUGCUUAUUAAAAUUGCAUGCAGAG
Molecule: messenger RNA, 686 nt
Organism: Trichechus manatus latirostris (Florida manatee)
Lineage: Eukaryota; Metazoa; Chordata; Mammalia; Sirenia; Trichechidae
Product: histone H2B type 1-H
Exons: 2
Coding region: 64-444 (126 amino acids)
Cellular component (GO): nucleosome
Molecular function (GO): structural constituent of chromatin; protein heterodimerization activity; DNA binding
Source: RefSeq, a predicted model, not a curated record